Caenorhabditis sp. 36 PRJEB53466 is the source of this 1836-nucleotide messenger RNA. The record is from the annotation of a GenBank genome assembly. NCBI's taxonomy places the organism in Eukaryota, Metazoa, Nematoda, Chromadorea, Rhabditida, Rhabditidae.
AUGUCCAAAGAGAAAAUGUUUUCGAUCGCAUCGCUUUUACUCGUUCUGUUUUCGACUCAAACAGAAGCAUUCGACUAUGUUCGUGAACAAUUUGCGUGAGUCGAUCCACCUCGAAAAAAAAAUAUUUCCCUUUUCAGACGAAUCGACCAAAGUGCUGACCCGUGUGAUAACUUCUAUCGCCACGCUUGUCCACCUGGCGACUAUGGAUGGCUUCCAAGUGAACGAUAUGAACAAGUGACUCAAGAUCUCCAUAAACAACAAAAAGAUAGAGUGUGGGAAAACCUUCAUUUUGUGGUAUUAAGAAAUCAAUGAAAAUGAGUCAAUUUUCUUUAUUUCAGAAAGACUUGGAAAACGUGAGAGUUGCAGAAAUUCCAGAAACAUUGGAUGAAAUUAUUGUUCAACUGUUUCAGUCAAGGUAAGUUGCCGAUAGCUUUCAGAUAAAAACAGUGAAGCAAUUGUCUAUAGUUGCGAGAAUGGGGACGACACAAGCGUCAUUCUAUCAAAGGUUGAAAAGAUACUAUAUCCGAACGGAAAUUGUCAUGCGUUUAAAUGUUUGCAACCUCUGGCUGGAGAUACUAAUUGUACCCGAGCCGCUGCUGAUUUGUUGUACCGAAUUGACAACAUGGGUGGAACCGAAGAUAUGAUCGAUUUUCUUAAAGUACGCCAUCAUGGUUUAAUCAGUAGCAUCAGAACAGUGAAUGCCAUUCUUGACGCCGGUUUGAUCGGAGGAAUCAGUCUGAUCAACGAAAUGCGACGAGCUAUGAUUGAGAAUUUGGUCGAUAAAAUUAAAGUAUGUGAAUUUUUCAUAUUUUUCUUUGAACAACUAAAUAUAUUUAGGAAACUCCGUGGGUCCAGAGAAAUGGAGUGGAAGCGGCUAUCGAAACUGUGGCAUCGAGUAUCUAUUUGGCGGAUAACAUUGGACUCGAAUUGAGAGAUAACAUUCAAGCACUAAUGGCCAUCGAGCUGGAUUACUUGAAAUGCUUGGCAGAUAUCGGAGAAGAAGAACUGCUUUGUUUGUUUUACGCGUACAGUCUCAACCAAAAACACAAAACAUGGGAUAACUUCAACUCAUUUUUUAACGCCGCAAAUGGUCAUCCCGUGAUUUUAUUUGGAUUCCCAUUGUUUCAUAUGGCACAAAAUGUGGAAUCCAUGGCUGCAAAGCUGGGAGGUGUCGGGCAAGUGGUGGGACACGAAAUCAGUCAUACUCUCAUCGAGGACCCCGAGAGCAAGUUCCUCCUGCCGGUCUCUUCAAAAGAAGCCGUUCAAUGCAUUCAGGACCAGUUCAACAACACGUGCACUGAGUUUGAAGAGGUACAACGCUAGUUUUUCUUAAAGUCUAUAAUACAACUUGUCUUCUAGGAAUCGUGCUAUGUUGACAAUAAUCAAAUCGACGAAAAUGGAUCUGACAUUCUAGGACUACAACUGGCCUAUCAGUUAUUUGAAACUUAUUACGGAGAAACUGCACAGGUUUGCAAGAAAUGCUUUGUAGGCAAACGACAAAUUUUUAGAAUGAGUACAUUCGAUUGAACCACAUGAACAUUACAAACCAGCAGCUGUUCUUCUACGCCAAUGCUUUCAAUUUCUGCAGUGUAUUUCUUCAGAUUACAUAAAAAUCGCUAAAACGGCUACAAAUUGCAGGGAAAAAUGGGAAGGUCGAACUUCGGCGAUCCGCAUUCUGUUAAUAACAUCAGAUCCAACGCGGUUGCACAACAUCCUGCUUUCCAACAAGCAUUCAACUGCCCGGAUGAUAGCCGAAUGAUGCGGACAGUGAGCAAACAGUGCAUCAUUUACGGAGAAGGCGCUCCGGAGACGAGGAAAUUCAAAAACAUUCACUAA